Molecule: messenger RNA, 1752 nt
Organism: Aspergillus pseudoviridinutans
Lineage: Eukaryota; Fungi; Ascomycota; Eurotiomycetes; Eurotiales; Aspergillaceae
Product: Zn(II)2Cys6 transcription factor
Exons: 4
Coding region: 1-1752 (583 amino acids)
Biological process (GO): regulation of DNA-templated transcription
Molecular function (GO): zinc ion binding; DNA-binding transcription factor activity, RNA polymerase II-specific
Source: RefSeq, a predicted model, not a curated record
AUGAGCGAAUCUCAAAGCGACCAGCAGAAGAAUCUGCCCGCUUCAACGGCGACAGCCAAGGCGGGCGCACGAAAGAAGACCCGACCCACCUAUUCAUGCCUCAACUGUCACAAACGGAAAGUAAAGUGCGACAGAGUGAAGCCAUGCGGGGCCUGUUGUCUUCGAGGAACUCCGUCAGAGUGUGAAUAUGGCACCAGCAGGCGAGAUCGCCACUACAUCGAGCAGUCGGCUCUGAUCGAGAAUCUGAUGCAGACCUGCGAGGACCUGAAGAAGCAGCUGGCCGAAGCGCGAGCGCUGGCCAAUCUGCCGCCAGUCAAGCACGAGGAUCCAUUCUCAGUCUCGUCGCCGCAUGACGUCGAGAACACGGUGGACGCGGAGGAAGAGUCGCAAAACCCGGAACCUCAAGUUUCUUCGUUGGUCAAGAAGUCGUCCGGCCCAUCAGACGGAUUAGUCUCUCAGAAUACCAGUAUACCAUGGAAAGCAGAUCAGUCGUCUCGAUCGCUCAGUGAAGACAAACGGAUCCUGACGGACCCAGCGGUUGCCAGUUCGUUCGUGGAACUCUUCGUCGAGCGACUCAUUGACAAUUUCAGCCCGCAGCCCGCCUCUCUCUACGGCGGCACCAUUGCUCUGCGCGAGGCAUCCGGGAUGCGAGUUCUAUCGCCUAUGUUAUGUACCGCAUUCGAGGCUGCAUCCUUGACAUUUGCCGGUCGACGGGAACAGAUCCGCGAGGUGGAAGCCGUAGGACAUGCUCGCUACGUCCGGGUGCUCCGACAACUGCAGAACGCCCUAAACGAUCCCAAACAGAAUAAGUCGACAGAAGUGAUGGUUGUUGUGUUGUUGUUCACCAUCAUCGAGGCCUUCAAACAAAGCUCCAAACAGUCCUUGUUGAAGCAUCAACUCGGCGGACUGCAAUUGCUGCAAGCGCGGACGCCAUACCGCCAUCGUUACGGCAUCGAUCGGUCGCUGUACGUCGAUCUCCGCUUAUAUUGGGUUACUGCUGCGCUCACCCAACGCAAACCCACCUUCAUGGCGACUAAGGAGUGGCUCACCAUCCCCUGGCCAGGAGACGCUCCAUCCAAGGAUAUCCUCCACCGACUGUUGGACAUCGCGGUGGACAUCCCGGCUUACCUCGGGCAGAUCGACGACUUCGGCGCGGCCCUCCGGUCCGGCACCGCGUCCUCGACCGAGCUCGUCGCACAGCAGGCCGCCAUCUGGGACCGCGCGACAGAACUGCAGACACGGCUGAACCUGUGGAAGAGCAUGUUCGCCGACACGUACCCACCCGGCCAAGCAUGGGAGGAGCCCGCACCUGAUCCCGCGACCAAGCCCGAAACUGAAACCGAAACCACGCCCAGCUUCCCGAGAUUCAUGUGCCGCGACCCGGCGACAAUGGAGCUAGUGCCGGCCAAGCUACUCGUCUACCCGGACCUGCUGUCCGCAACCUGCAUGACCUACUACUGGGCGCUGCAUCUCAUCGUCUCGACGACGGACAGCGGGCUGGUGAGCGUGCUGGGGCUGCAGGAGCGGUACCAGUAUGCGUGCAACAUCUGCCGCAGCAUGAAGUACUACGUCGAGACUAUCCCGGGGUGCCUGGUGUCGCGGACGAUGUUUGUGCUGCGGACGGCGUUUGAUGCGUUUGCGGAUGGGAUGGUCGAGAAGGAGUUUGUCACGGAGGUGUUUCGGCAUAUCGCAGACAAGUUUAAUUUUGCGGUUUUUGCGAAUCAGUGUGCGUCGUCGUCGGUUAGGGGUUAG